AUGCUGUUUGAAGAACUAGUAGACAAAGUAUCUAAAUAUGAGGAGCUGCUCAGGGAAGAACAACAGAAGAGGAACUCUUCCAAAGGCACAUACUACAAAACCUCUUCUUCUUUAGUACACCCAAUUGAGGUAGAAUCAGAAGAAGACACAGAAGGCUCGGAAGAAAGAGAAAUUGCAGUGGCAGAAAUGGCAAGGUUGAAACAUCCCAUCAACUGCAAUGCUCUGACAAAGCCACCAAAGGACCAGAAGCCACCACCAUUCAUAGGAGGGUUUGUUCCAAACAAACCAACACAGAACAAGGCCUGCCCAACGCAGCAGAAGAAUGACAGAGCAACCAAAGAAAGAAAUAUCAAUUAA
This is a messenger RNA of Prunus armeniaca (apricot), 357 nucleotides long. Lineage: Eukaryota; Viridiplantae; Streptophyta; Magnoliopsida; Rosales; Rosaceae. The record is from the annotation of a GenBank genome assembly.